CGGCCACGCCCUCCGGUUAGUCACGUGAGGUACCAAGAUGGCGGCGCCUGGGCGACAAAUUCGGUCUGAAUCGAGGGAGGCUGGUGUGCUGCAAGAGGGAGAUAGAGAAGCACCCCAGAACAUGAAGAUGGCAGUUUAUAAACAUGGUCCGCUGGUUCCCUCUCUAGGAGAUAUAAAGUUCAGAAGACCAGUGAUCAUUGAAAUCAUAGAAAAGAAGUUUGAAUAUUACAGAAAAGACAAGACUUUAAAUAUACAUGGAACUUUAGUUUUUGGAACAAGUAGUAGUUUGUCUGGAGUACUGGCAAACUUCAUUUUCAGAAACAGUUUCAAGGUCCAGUGUGAAGCUUUGAGGACCUAUGCAUCCUUGACUACACUUCCAUUUCUGGCUACCAUCAUUACUUACAAGCUCUUUGUAACUGAUGCUUUGCGUUCAGGUAACAUAAGCAAGGAGAACUGCAUUCUGAGAAGUUCACUGAUUGGUGUAGCAUGUGGUGUUUCAUAUCCGAGUGCUUUGGCUUUUUAUAAAAAUGGGCGUUUGGCAGUGAAGUAUCAUACUAUUCCGCUGCCACCAAAAGGAAGAGUUAUACUCCACUGGUUACUCCUUUGUCAAACUGGAAUGAAAGCAAUGGCCAUUCCUCUGCUCUUCCAGAUAGUGUGUGGGGUGUUUCAUGGCUUAAACCACUAUGCCAUGUGUGAAAGAAGACGGCAGGCAAAAACUGUGCCUGAAGACUAACCAAAGAGUCGGUGGAGGCCAACUCAGCAGAAUGGACUGUUUUAACACAAGACUUGGGCACUGGUCAGGG
This is a messenger RNA of Acomys russatus (golden spiny mouse), 803 nucleotides long. RefSeq names its product transmembrane protein 126B (gene Tmem126b). The record is from RefSeq and is a predicted model, not a curated record. The transcript has 5 exons. The coding region runs from base 38 to 733 and encodes 231 amino acids. Gene Ontology annotation, cellular component: mitochondrion. Lineage: Eukaryota; Metazoa; Chordata; Mammalia; Rodentia; Muridae. Gene Ontology annotation, biological process: mitochondrial respiratory chain complex I assembly.